Molecule: messenger RNA, 2435 nt
Organism: Oreochromis niloticus (Nile tilapia)
Lineage: Eukaryota; Metazoa; Chordata; Actinopteri; Cichliformes; Cichlidae
Exons: 4
Coding region: 324-2435 (703 amino acids)
Source: RefSeq, a predicted model, not a curated record
UAUAGCGUCCGUCACACCUGACUGGGUUAAACACAGGGUUAAAAUACUCCGUCCGCCGUGACUUGUUUUUCAGCUGCUGUUUCAGCGACAACAAGAAAUCAAAGGUUUCGUCAUAUAGCAACAAUUGCUAUGGGCGGUAACGGCUUUCUUUGAUCCUUUGUAUUUGGCCCCGCCCCUAGCGUUCUCAAGGGUCUUAAAUAGGACUAAGCGCAGCAUAACUGAACUGACGUUUAGGGAGGGAGGAAAAAACUAAAUACAUUUCAGAAAGUUACUGAUACGAUAAGUCAAAAUAAGCCAUAAUAGUCCAAAUAAAAAUAGCCAACAUGCUCGAAAAUACUAAUAGUACAGAAAUUAAGGAAGUGACAGCGGAAAUCGUCCUCCCUCUUAUCCGGUCAUUUUUCGAUCAGAUAACAUGUAAACAGUGGAAUUCACUAAGAUCAGGAAAUCCUGAUUUUGCAACAAAAAUUCUCCUGGCCGAGUUUAUUGUGGACUUAAUAGAAAUAAUACGUAAUCAUAUCGUACAUGCAUGUAAAAAAGCAAACAUUCCAGCGACAGAGGAGGAUCUGUUAACCUUAUUUACUGACAGCGUCUCUCAGGCCUUUGCAAAUGUUCUGCAAGUCAAGGACGGAGACCAUACAAGCAGCUCUGUGGAACUAACUGAUCUUAUGGUAAAAGAGGUUGUACAGAGUUUUCAGUCUGCUGACAGCGAGUCAGCUGGGGAGGAAAGGAUAAGUCAGCGCAUUGUUCCUCCAAAAAGACUGGAGGAAAUGGUUAAUUCUGCCGUCCAAAUGAUCAGAGGGUUUUGUUCUAAAUUAGACUGUAUGCCCUCAUGUAAAAGGCGGACAACAAGUCCAGACGAAGAACCACAUAGUUCUACACAGGUAGGACAUCUGGACAUUAAAGUAGACCUAGAGAAUGUUCUAGAGAAAGUAGUAGGCAAAGAACAAGAACAAGAAAUGCAUGUAACUGGCCACAAGGACAGCUUAAAGACUGAAACCUCUGAAAUUGUGCGUGCAGUUAUCCAUGAGGCUGUCAAUGAACUCAGUGAGAUUAUUGACGAGGAACUGAUUAAACUCGCCGAAUAUAGCCCACUUCUAUCUGAUAUUGCUGAAGAGAAUGAGAGUUUUACAUCCAGUCUUGCUAAUUCAGUGGUUGAAGAUAUUUCAGAAGGGCCCUGUGGUUCUUGGAGUCUUGCACAAAUCAAAGAGAAAAUUCAGCAGUCAUUGAAAAAAGCUGCUGAUAAGAUUAAGUCAUUCUUUGCAAAACGUUUUGCAAAAGUAAUGAUUCUUCGCACUGCCAUACAACUGUGGAGCAGAUGCCACAGCACACCCGCUGCUAAAAGCAGUGAGUCAGUGCAGAAACUGGUUGAACAUGUCAACUCUCUAAUUACAAAUAAGGAAACACUGGAGAAAGAGAAAAAUGAGUUCAAAAGAUUACAAGAUUGCCUUUCACAGGGUAAAUUACUGGUGUUUACAGAAUUACUUACAGAUAUUCUGCACCAAUAUACCUCGGAAGGCACGGGACCUGAAAUUGUCCCAGAGCAAGUCGUCAUGGCAGAAAGACAGAAGAUUCUGCAUAAUGAUCUGCAAACUAAAGCAAGGCGCUUCUUGGGACUAUUCAGAUGGUGGUUAAAUACCCAGGCAGAGAGCCAUAGCCAAAGAGUCAUACUGGCUCUGUUAGAUAAGCAGGAACUCAUGUUAUCACUGCCAUCAGUUACCACAGAAACUAUAAAACCCAGCCCAGUGGCAGAGUUUUAUUGUAUAGCCAGAAAAGCAGAAAAAAAAGCAAAGCUUAAGCUCAUCCUGCACAAGCUCAUCUCUACAACCUUUAAAGAGGCAAACCUGCUCUGCACAUAUCAAGACCCAAAUCACAUCCUCACUUGGCUCUUGGAUUAUGUAUGGGCAGAACUGGAAGAUGAAGAGCUUUAUAUUACAUCCAAAACUUUUAAAACAAUUGACAAAAAACUUCUGAAAGACCUCUGCAACACCAUGGGCUUUAUAGAACGUGUUAUAGUGUCAAUGGAAUUACAAGAAAGUGAAACUGCAAAAUGCAUUGUGGCAAGUUUAAAAGAUCGUCUGGGAAACCAAAAGCGAAGCGUUCUGCCAUUGUCAGGUGUGGCAGGCAUCAGGUAUCUCACUCUCUUCCAGAAGCGAGAGUUCCAUGCUGCAGCGCCUCCAGAGCCCUCUGGCCACUUCAAAGGGGCACUCUUACGAAUCAGGUGCUGCAAGCCCGGGGGAGACUGUGUGACCACCCAUGGCUCCAAUACCAUUGUGAAGUUUGCUGAUGACACAGUGGUUUUGGGGGCCAUCUCCAACAACGAUAAGGCGGCCUACAUGGAUGAAGUGAAGAAUCUGGCAUCGUGGUGCCAGGACAAACCACCUCCAGCUGAACGUCGGCAAGAUGAAGGAGCUGGUGGUGGAUUUCAGAAGGAGUAA